This is a messenger RNA of Pelodiscus sinensis (Chinese soft-shelled turtle), 2432 nucleotides long. It is a transcript of the gene SLC41A2, whose product is annotated as solute carrier family 41 member 2. The record is from RefSeq and is a predicted model, not a curated record. Gene Ontology annotation, molecular function: monoatomic cation transmembrane transporter activity. Gene Ontology annotation, cellular component: plasma membrane. NCBI's taxonomy places the organism in Eukaryota, Metazoa, Chordata, Testudines, Trionychidae. Gene Ontology annotation, biological process: monoatomic cation transport.
CUCAGAGCAAACAGUACCUCAUGAACUCAUUCACUAGACCAGCACACAAUGAACAGUGUGGAUCUCUGUUUAUCUACUUGGAACAGUUGAAAAAUUGAACCAGAACUGCUGGGAGUUGAAAUUAUGCUUCCUGGAAUCUAGAUCCAAACUUGGUUGUGGAAUUGCUCAAGAUAUAAGAUCCAGGAAAAGAACAUUUUCUACAUAAGAGUGACCAUUUAGACGUAUUUGAUUUUAAAAUCAAUAAUUGUGUGGCUGUUGACUCAUGCUGUGUUCCUUCACUGAAGUUUAAAGAACAGAGUGAACUUCCCAGUAAUAUUGUUGUAACACUAUGACUAACUGUAAAGGAAGAUCUACCACUGCCAAAUUAAAUGUUAAUGGUAAAGCUUAUGAUGGGGAAAGUUUUGUAAAUUGGACUAUAAAUCUAAACACAAUUCAGUCUGACAAAUUUCUACAUCUUCUGUUGAGUAUGGUUCCAAUUGUUUACCACAAAAAGCAGGAAGAACGAUACAAAAAAGUGAGUGGUGUAAGGCAAGAUGGAUUACAACACAUAGGACACAAUUUUAAUGUUAUAUCUGAUCAACACAUGGAAUACCACCACUUCUCUGAACCAGCUUUUCAUGGUAGUAAUGGACACAAUCCAUCUAACUGUAGUCCAAAGUAUGAUGACUUGGCCAGUUAUAAUUAUUGUGAUGGAAUGGACACUUCAGAAACAGAUGCCAUACUGCAGGAUGACAACUUGUCUAGUGAUGCGGAUGAAGAUGUCAUUGUGGAAAGGAGCAGAAAGCAGCCAAAGGAGUCCAGUAGUAUUAUGGCAUUACAGAUACUUGUUCCAUUUUUGUUAGCAGGAUUUGGAACAGUUUCUGCUGGCAUGGUUUUGGAUAUUGUGCAGCACUGGAAAGUGUUCAGAAAUGUUAGUGAAGUUUUUAUCUUGGUUCCUGCACUACUUGGUCUCAAAGGUAAUUUGGAAAUGACUUUGGCAUCUAGACUAUCAACUGCAGUAAAUGUUGGGAAAAUGGAUUCACCCAUUGAGAAGUGGAACCUAAUAAUUGGCAAUUUGGCCUUAAAACAGGUCCAGGCAACAGUAGUUGGUUUUCUAGCAGCAGUGGCAGCAGUCACACUAGGCUGGAUUCCAGAGGGCAAAUAUCGCCUUGAACAUUCAAUCCUUUUGUGUUCUAGCAGUGUAGCAACUGCCUUCAUAGCAUCUCUUCUACAGGGGAUAAUUAUGGUUGGAGUUAUUGUUGGAUCAAAGAAGACUGGCAUAAAUCCUGACAAUGUUGCCACACCGAUUGCAGCAAGUUUUGGAGACCUUAUCACUCUUGCUAUACUAGCUUGGAUAAGUCAGGGUCUUUAUGAUUGUCUUGAGACCUAUCACUACAUAGCUCCUUUAGUUGGUGCCUUUUUCUUGGCUCUGACUCCUAUAUGGAUUGUAAUAUCUGCCAAACAUCCAGCUACAAGAACAGUUCUCUAUUCAGGGUGGGAGCCUGUUAUUACUGCUAUGGUUAUAAGCAGCAUUGGUGGCCUUAUUCUGGACACAACUGUUUCUGAUCCUAAUUUAGUUGGGAUUGUUGUUUAUACUCCAGUAAUCAAUGGUAUUGGUGGUAAUUUAGUAGCAAUUCAAGCUAGCAGAAUUUCUACCUACCUCCAUUUACAUAACAUUCCUGGAGAGUUGCCUGAAGAAGCAAAGGGCUGCUAUUACCCAUGCAGAACCUAUUAUGGUACAGGAGUAAAUAAUAAAUCAGCCCAAGUUCUUCUCCUUUUGGUGAUUCCUGGGCAUCUGAUUUUCUUGUACACCAUACAUUUAAUGAAAAGUGGCCACACCUCUUUGACUCCAAUUUUUAUAGCAGUAUAUUUGUUUGCGGCUCUGCUACAGGUGUUUACUUUGUUAUGGAUUGCUGACUGGAUGGUGCACCACUUCUGGAAAAAAGGAAAAGAUCCCGACAGUUUUUCUAUCCCUUAUCUUACUGCGUUGGGAGAUCUGCUUGGAACUGCCUUAUUAGCUAUGAGUUUUCACUUUCUGUGGCUCAUUGGGGAUAGAGAUGGGGAUGUUGGAGACUAAACAUUCAGGUGGACAUAUUAAUUGUUCCCAGUAUAUUCGGAAAAAAUAGGAGACAACCAUUCCAGUUGAAGGAUUUCAAAAACAAUUUUCUAUUUAGUAUAGGUAAUUAAGGUGGCACAGGAAUGAUUUUAUGGCCUUAAUUUUUUUAAAUAAAUGGAACAGGAAUGAUUUUAUCUGAUUUUUACUCUGAAGAUGGAGACUGUUUCCAUUUGAAAACAUCUGAUCAGAGACAAUGAAGUAUAGACUGACUGUUUGCCAGCUAUUUUGUAUUAGGAAAAAAUGGAGUAUUUAAAAAAUGAAAAUCAUGAAAUAUCAUAUAAACUAGAACUGUCUUUAAUUGACAAUAAAUGCAAGGUCAAGAAGAGAGAUGAAAACA